This is a messenger RNA of Auanema sp. JU1783, 972 nucleotides long. The record is from the annotation of a GenBank genome assembly. NCBI's taxonomy places the organism in Eukaryota, Metazoa, Nematoda, Chromadorea, Rhabditida, Rhabditidae.
AUGGUGUUAUAUGUUCCUUGUAUCUCAUCUUCCACUUCGUUCAUCUCAUCUUCAACCUCACUCUCAACAUCAUCAUGUUCAUCUCCAGUUUACGAGUCGACUACGUGUUAUUCUCAACCAAUUCCACUCAGGUCCCAAGCAUCUUGCGAUGAUUCGUUGUCAACUUCAACCCUUUCGUCUUCUGUCGAAUCACUAAGCUCUCUGAAGUCAACCUGCUCUUCUCGUUGGUCGGCUGAAAGAGAAGCUGAACGUGCCGAAAAAAGACGUCUUUUGAAUGGCAGUCUGACCAAGUUGCGCAGCAACAACAAUUUGCCGUUGCGUAAGCAUCUCCUCGUCUUCAAUUCCAUUAAGUAUCUCCAGCGCGAGCUCGAUUUGCUUGACGACGAAGAACUUUACUGCUCCCUGAUGUCAUCAUCAGAUGAGGCCAUGGAGGUGGAUGAAAGGCGCUGGCUGGCGCCCACGGCCCAGCAGGCGCCCCAGACAGUAGCCGAGGAGCCCGCACCUCCCGUCGUAGAGGAGCGCGAGGCGCCAGCCGUCGUCAAUUCAAGCUCUUCGAACAACAACAAGGCUGAUGAGACGGAUAUGGAGAUAGGAGAGAACAAGACUUUCAACGAAGGGAAAAAUGGUUCGGAAUACUGGGGUUGGACAAUGAACUCCAAAAUGACUGCCAAGAAAGAUCCACAGUCGUGCGAUCUAUUCGAUUCCAUGGAGGAAGCUCUUAACAUCACGAGCGGCUGGAGUUGGACCUCUUCCGAAUGGCCAGUUUUCAAUAAUACCUUCGAAAAUAUUGGCUGUAACGGUUUGUCAACUGGUGGAUCUUCCUUCGGUGGAAGCUCCCCUGUAAGAUCUCAUUCGAACUUUGAUGAGGACACCUGGACUCCUUUGAGCGACUUUUCCGAUCCGUUUGCUAGCUGUCUGAGUCGUUUCGAGCUUCAGCAUCUGUUCCCAUCGCAGUUGCUUCUCCAAGCAUGA